CUAUUGUUUGCUUUUCCUUCGAUUAUUCACAAAAGGUUCUGCUUUUUGAUGUUCUGUUCUGUUGCCCCACUUGAAGUUUGAAGCUUGAAAGAUUUUGAUUUCAACAUCAAAAUCUCGACUUUAUGCUUGAUUCUUUCCUUUUGUGAAGAAUCUUUAUCUGGAUAUGGAGUUGUUUGACUGCACAUAGUUUUCAUUUAAAGUCAUGACAGAAACCAUGGAUGAUGGGGAGUUAGAGCUUUCAAAUGAUGUUCAAUUGUUAAAUCCAGAUUCAUCUAUCAACUUUCAGGGUUCAACAUCUGUUGAUUCAUUUCUUGAUGAUUUGUUGAAGAACACCCGAACAUGCACCCAUACACACACUUGCAACCCGCCAGGCCCUGAUGCUGCUCAUACACAUACAUGUUAUCACACUCACACCCAAGUUAUUGCAUCUGAAGAAGAUGAUCAUCCAAACCAUAAAGAGAAUACCAAUUCAAGACGGAGAAGACCUUCAGGAAACAGAGAAGCGGUUCGGAAGUAUAGGGAGAAAAAGAAGGCUCAUACAGCUUAUCUUGAAGAGGAAGUCAAGAAACUGCACCAAUCGAACCAGCAAUUGGUUAGAAAAUUACAGGGGCAGGCAAUUCUCGAAGCUGAGGUUUUGAGAUUGAGAAGUCUUUUGCUAGAUCUAAGAGGGAAGAUUGACAAUGAUUUGGGCGUUUUCCCCUACCAAAAGCAGUGUUACACUAAUACUAUGUUCAAGGAAGGUGAUUGUGGGUUGCAGUCUGCUGGUGGAGCAAUUGGCCUACAGUGUCAGACUAAUUUACCAUGCUCUGAUCCACAUGCCGAGUCAUCAUCGCAGGCCGGCAUUGGUGGAAGCGGGAAACGGAUGGUAUCAUGGGAAGAAAACUGUCAGACUGCAAUUAUAGAUUGUCGAGCUAGCACAAGUGAGAUGGUGUAUGCUGAAGGACCAACACUGGAGACAGUGGAAACCUUAGUGUCAUCUGCAUCACAAACCGAAUAAGUAGCAGGACAGAUAUCAUUUGAAAGGCACGUCAUGAUGCAGCCCAGAGCUUUGACAAGUCGACCUGUCAACAAGUUCAUAAUGUCAUGCAUUCUGUCCUGAUGAUAAUUGGUAUUAUGGAUCUAGUUUCCUCAGAUAUCAUCUUAUAAUCUAUCUCUAUUCACAUCCCUUCUAAUACAAACCUCAAGUAGUAUUUAUCCUUGAAAACCGACUUACAAGGGAAGGGUACCCAAAAGCUUAUAUACACAUAGUUAAGAUUGCAUUUAAA
Alnus glutinosa is the source of this 1265-nucleotide messenger RNA. Its product is annotated as basic leucine zipper 23-like. Gene Ontology annotation, molecular function: DNA-binding transcription factor activity, RNA polymerase II-specific; RNA polymerase II cis-regulatory region sequence-specific DNA binding. Gene Ontology annotation, biological process: DNA-templated transcription; regulation of transcription by RNA polymerase II. The transcript is spliced from 3 exons. Bases 203 to 997 code for a protein of 264 amino acids. Lineage: Eukaryota; Viridiplantae; Streptophyta; Magnoliopsida; Fagales; Betulaceae. The record is from RefSeq and is a predicted model, not a curated record.